AUGUCCGACCAAGUCAAGUACACCCAAAAGCUCCAAGGCGCCAAAAUCCUCAUCACAGGAGGUUCAGCAGGCAUCGGCUACGGCGUCGCAGAAGCCUGUCUCGAAAACGGCUGCAACGUCACAAUUUCCUCCUCCAACGACACGCGCGUCCAACAAGCCGUGGCCAAAUUAUCUGCCGCCUACCCUUCUGCUGCGGCGCAGAAUCGCAUUCGAGGUUUUGCGUGUAAUUUGGGCGAGGAGAAGACUUUGGAGGCGGAAGUGAAGAGGUUGUUGGAGUUGGUGGGGAAGGGAAUUGAUCAUGUGGUGCAUACGGCGGGAGAUGGAUUGGCGACGAUGAAAUUGGAGGGGAUUGAGAUGGAGGGGGUUAAGAAGGCUGGCAUGGUCCGCUUCUUCGCGCCCCUCUUCCUCGGCAAACUCGCCCCCAAAUACAUGAACCCCGGCCCCGCAUCCAGCAUCAUCAUCACGACAGGUUCCGUGUCCGAACGACCUCUUCCCGACUGGACCGUCGUCAACUCCUACGCGACCGGUCUGCAAGGAAUGGUGCGGGGCAUGGCACUCGAUUUGAAACCCUUGCGAAUCAAUCUCGUGUCUCCGGGAGUGGUGGAUACGGAAUUGUGGAAGGAUAUGCCCGAGGAUGUGAAACGGGGAAUGUUUGCGGAGAUGGAGAAGAAAAUCCCCGUCGGCAAGGUUGGGCAGGUCGUAGAUGUUGCCGAGAGUUAUUUGUAUUUGAUGAAGGAUCGGAAUGUUUCGGGCGCUAUGGUUAGUACUAGUGGAGGGCAUUUGUUGGUUUGA
Molecule: messenger RNA, 792 nt
Organism: Sphaerulina musiva SO2202
Lineage: Eukaryota; Fungi; Ascomycota; Dothideomycetes; Mycosphaerellales; Mycosphaerellaceae
Product: short chain dehydrogenase
Exons: 3
Coding region: 1-792 (263 amino acids)
Molecular function (GO): oxidoreductase activity
Source: RefSeq, a predicted model, not a curated record